Histoplasma mississippiense is the source of this 1047-nucleotide messenger RNA. RefSeq lists its product with no specific name. The transcript is spliced from 6 exons. Lineage: Eukaryota; Fungi; Ascomycota; Eurotiomycetes; Onygenales; Ajellomycetaceae. The coding region runs from base 1 to 1047 and encodes 348 amino acids. The record is from RefSeq and is a predicted model, not a curated record.
AUGUGGGUCAAUAUUCGGACAUUAUCCUGUUCCAACAACAUGAAAAAUAAGAAGAUAGACGAAUAUCGCUUCGGAAAUGGAGUCGGCGUGGAUACCGCGCAUUCUGAAGCGCAACUAUUGCUGGCCACACCCGAUAAGGUCACCGAUUUCUACAAUAACUCCUCCUGCGCCCGCUGUGCCAAGCAGAAUUUCAUUACGAUUCUGGGCCAUUGUUCACAAAGCUGUAUUUGCUUUCUCCAAAUAUUAUUGCUCCUGGUUUGGUAUACCAUUCAGCAAUAUUGCCGAAUUGCCCUUUGGGCUCCUCAUGAAGUGGACAGAUUGAACAUCUCUGGAGGAAGUAGCAGCAAUGCAAAUGGCUCGUGCUGCCGGAAUGCCUGUUCCCAAGUUCCUGAACUGUGGAAAGCAUAUCGGGCGGGGAUCCAUCGAAUCGUUGUUUUCUCAAUUCUGAUGACAAGGCUGCCGGGCAUAAGUCUUAUCAACUCAGGGGAUCCAUUUGAUCCAGACAUUGAGGGCCCGUGGAUUCAUGAGCUGAAACUGUGCCUGGAUUCGAUGCGUCAAUGGCGCAUAUCACCCCCUUAUGACCAAAACUGUAUCUGUUCUGUGUUUGGAACUGCCAUUCGGAGGAGCACUCGAGUUCCAAACCACACCAUGGGCCCAUUCCCUAGCGAAAAGGAGUUCACACAAUAUCUUCUCUCAAUAGCUUCCGAUCACGGUUUUCAGUCAAGAGUUGAGUAUGAUGAAGUAUGGGUUCGUGCAGAGCGAAUCGAUCAACGGCCGCAUCGAGUUACCUUCAUUCAAGGAGAUUUUAGAGCACACAAUAUCCUAGUUGAUGAUGAUGGGCAUUUGUCAGGUUUCCUUGACUGGGGAGUCGUUUGUAUGUGGAUGGGAGAUGACCAAUUUCUUGAAGAAUUGGAUGCUGAUAUCGCGGUAAAUCUGUUGACUGUCGAUUUCAUAUAUAUGAAUUCAGGAAAGUAUUGCGGCAUCACGGACGAACCCAUCCUGUCAACAAAAACCCUUCCAGGGCCUGGCGUCGAGCAAGUAACAUAG